GUCAGUUCAGGAAAAAUGGAGAAAAUUAUACUGGACAUUUUAGCAAAUCAUCUGGGUUUCACGUAUGAGAUUGUUCCUCCUCAGGACAUUUUAUCGACAGGUUUUCUCCAGCGGAACGGUUCGUGGACUGGAACUACUGGUCAAUUGCAACGAAGGGAAGUUGAUAUGUGCGUGACUUGGAGUGCAGCAGCGCUUAGUAAAGCAAAGAUCCUAGACAAUUCCUACCCCGUCGUGUAUGCAAAUUCUGCUAUAAUCAUUCCAUUUCCAAAAGAAAACAAUAGAGUAUGGUUCGGCACAUCAUCAUUUCAAUAUCCGGCUUGGAUCGCCAUUCUUGUUACUUUUGUUGUUACCAUUUUCAUUUCGUGGAUCAUCUUCCGCAUCAACAGUUCAAGAUUGGACGUUAAAGCUCCCACGUUGAGUUACUGGGUUUUUUUCUAUUUCGGCUUGUGGACAUCGCAAGGUAUUAUGCUGAGAGGUUCCUCAACACCAUUUCGUAUAGUUUGCGUUGCUACCUUAUUCGGGAUUUACAUAGCCGCCAAUUACUUUACAGCGUCUUACACUUCUAUUCUGUCGACGCCUGUUUUCAAGGCGACUAUAAACUCCGUUGAAGAUUUAGCCAAAAGCCACACAGUUAAAACUCUUCUAAUCAAAGGAUCGAGCUCCGACGAGCAAAUCAUGUCAUCAUCGGAUCCCACUUUUAAAAAGAUCGCCGAUCAAAUGCGGCGCUAUCCUGAAAGAAGGAUCGUCGACGCAUUCACAGUGGAUGAUAUUUCAACCAUCGUAAAGGACGAUACUGCUAUGGUUAUAGUCGAGUCGAAUGGCGUUUCAUUAAUUGAAAAUAGCUAUAAGAUCAACAACAAAUGUCUUGUGACUCUGGCCGAGAAAACCUUCUUUAGUCGUCCGCAGGGCUUCACCUAUCCCAAGAACAGUCCGAUAGCCAAAGAAAUAGAUUACGAUCUCCUGCUGAUGCAUCAAGCUGGAUUGAUUCAAUAUGCCGAGCGGAUUUCCAAAUCGAAGAAUCGCUGUCGCGUCUCUGAUUUGGCUAAAGCCCAAGCUCGAAAAAUUGCCCCACUUGGCCGAAAGGAAAUGAGCGGAUCUUUUGUCAUUCUGGCUUUGGGAAUGGCUGUAAGCUUCUUCGUUUUUCUUGUCGAAUUGAUUAUCACGAAGAUGAAAAAAGCAUUUGCACGCAAGUAA
Daphnia carinata is the source of this 1194-nucleotide messenger RNA. Its product is annotated as glutamate receptor U1-like. Bases 16 to 1194 code for a protein of 392 amino acids. Gene Ontology annotation, cellular component: membrane. The transcript is spliced from 8 exons. Gene Ontology annotation, molecular function: ligand-gated monoatomic ion channel activity. The record is from RefSeq and is a predicted model, not a curated record. Lineage: Eukaryota; Metazoa; Arthropoda; Branchiopoda; Diplostraca; Daphniidae.